CGCAAAACCUCAAACGUGCUGGAACAGAGAUUGUCCGAGUCGAUCGCAAAAAAAAACUAUAUUAGAAACGCGUCCAACCAUUACACGAAGUUUUUGUUUAAUUUGUAGCUAAUUAUCAACAAAAUGUCAAAUCUAACGAAAAAACGUGUGUUGAACAACGGUCAAGAGAUGCCUAUCGUGGGUCUAGGCACCUGGAAAUCAUUCGAAUCGGAUGCUUAUCAUUCAACUAAGGCCGCCAUCGAUAUCGGUUAUCGACAUAUUGACACCGCCUUCGUGUACGAGAAUGAACAGGAGGUGGGCAAAGCGAUACUCGAGAAGAUCGCUGAGGGUGUGAUUAAGCGCGAGGACAUUUUUGUCACCACUAAAUUGGGUGGAAUACAUCACGACCCCGAGAUUGUGGAGCGCGCCUUUCGUUUGAGUCUCACCAACUUGGGUCUCGACUACAUUGAUCUGUAUCUGAUGCACUUGCCCAUUGGCCAGAAGUUCCACAACGACAGCAAUGUGCAUGGCACUUUAGAACUUACCGAUGUCGAUUAUCUGGACACAUGGCGGGAAAUGGAGAAAUUGGUUGAUCUCGGCCUGGCACGCAGCAUUGGCUUGUCCAAUUUCAAUGCAGCACAGACGGAGCGGGUGCUUCAGAAUUGCCGUAUCAAGCCGGUGGUCAACCAGGUGGAAUGUCAUCCGGCAUUCCAGCAGCAACAGUUGCGUGCCCAUGCCAAGAAGCAUGAUCUGGUAAUCUGCGCCUAUUGCCCGCUGGCCAGACCACAACCCGCCCGCCACUGGCCGCCAUUCCUGUACGAUGAGCAUGCGCAACAGUUGGCCAAAAAAUACGGUCGCACCGCGGCGCAAAUAAGCCUGCGAUAUCUCAUCCAGAUUGGCGUUGUACCGCUGCCGAAGUCAUCGAAUCCCAAACGCAUUGCCGAGAACUUUAACGUCUUCGAUUUCGAGUUGGACGCCGAAGAUGUGGCAUCCAUGGAGAAAUACCAUACCGGUGUGAGAACAGUUCCAUUCAGCGGCAUGGCGGGCCACAAAUACUAUCCAUUCAAUGAUGAAUACUAGUCUUAACUUAAAUGGUAUUUUUAUUAUUUUUUAAAUUGGUGGCUUAGUAUUUUGAAAUAAACACCUUAAACAGAA
Messenger RNA from Drosophila albomicans, 1134 nucleotides. RefSeq names its product aldo-keto reductase family 1 member B1. The transcript has a single exon. Gene Ontology annotation, cellular component: cytosol. The record is from RefSeq and is a predicted model, not a curated record. Gene Ontology annotation, molecular function: aldose reductase (NADPH) activity. Bases 124 to 1059 code for a protein of 311 amino acids. NCBI's taxonomy places the organism in Eukaryota, Metazoa, Arthropoda, Insecta, Diptera, Drosophilidae.